Messenger RNA from Drosophila willistoni, 329 nucleotides. RefSeq lists its product as uncharacterized. The transcript is spliced from 2 exons. The record is from RefSeq and is a predicted model, not a curated record. Bases 1 to 276 code for a protein of 91 amino acids. NCBI's taxonomy places the organism in Eukaryota, Metazoa, Arthropoda, Insecta, Diptera, Drosophilidae.
AUGAAAUUGACUUUGACUUUGCUAGUAAUUAUAAGCUUGUGCCUCUUUGCCCUGGCCUUAGGCAAUGUGGACACGGAAGCCACCAAGCCGCCAUUUGUGCGCAGUCGCUAUAGUCUACGCUGGCGUCGUACCACUGAGCCAUUACCCAAGGAACUAAUGGUCACCUCCACCGAUCAUCCCAAGGCCUCGGCAAUGGUCACAUCGACGGCUGGUACGGAUUAUGAUUACUAUGGCAAUGGCGAGGCCGAAAAUAUAGUGCCAAAAGUUCAAAAUUAAAUCGGAAAUCAUAAUCAGAUAAUUAUAUUAUUCAAACACCAAUAAAAACUUAU